Molecule: messenger RNA, 1533 nt
Organism: Melampsora larici-populina 98AG31
Lineage: Eukaryota; Fungi; Basidiomycota; Pucciniomycetes; Pucciniales; Melampsoraceae
Exons: 6
Coding region: 1-1533 (510 amino acids)
Source: RefSeq, a predicted model, not a curated record
AUGUCCUACUUCUCAAGCUUGUCUUUGAACUUUGGCCUCAACUUAGUGCAUGUUGUCAAGAGUGUCAUCACUCGUCGUACACAAACUUCCUUUGUGACUGCUAGUAGAUAUGAAGUCAGAAGCUUGAGGUGUGAACCUCUGGCUUUACCUUCAUCUGAACCUCAGCCUUCUGUCACAGAGCAGCUAUCAGUGGACUUUUCAGUCCCUUCCAUUUCGGUCAAAGAUGAAGUUCCCGUCUCGUCUUCAAACAUCGAAAAAGAGCCUUUGAUAAUUAUCAGUCCUCUUGCAAAUGAAUCUUCUUCGCAAUCAGCUGUAUUACCUAAUAUCCUCGUCAAAGCCGCACUCGAACCUCUUGCGACUCAGCCCAAACAUGCAUCUACAACCUUCAGCUCAACUUCUUCCCCCUCUCCCUUUCUGGCUUUCUUAGAAGCUUCUCACCUUGAGGCGUCCAAUAGGUUGCUUGCAGAAAAGUCAAAAUCAAAACCUCUAGAUUUAGGAUGCGCUCAAUUCAACUCUGCCUACUACCGAAGACAUCUUCCUCCAGCCCUGCCUCACUUGUCUACCAGAAACACACCAAAGAAGCCUUUUCGCUGGAGAACCACGUUGGAUGCAAUCAUGAAGGAGUCAGGCGAAGAAUGUGACGAAAUCUUGGAUGAGCUCGUCGAAGAAAGUGGCACCAAAUCAAAUCAAGACAUCUCUGGAUCUUCCCACUCACGCUCGUCUAGUAUCAGCUCCGAUUUAACAUGUAUCGAAUCACCCGUUCUGGUUCCCGUCUCAUCGGUUGGUGAACUCAAAGAAGAUCCAAGUUCCAAAGAUCCCACCAACAUUCUUAUUCUUCAAGAGCCCCUUUUCAACCAUCCUGAUGUUACUCCGAUCCGCCCAUCACCAUCCUCCUUCUCAUCUUGUAAACAAUCUUCAUUCCUCGAUUUCAUACAAUCAUCGAACCAGGAGAUGAUCAACCGGAUGCAAGAAGACAAAUUCAAAACCUCAACUCUGGACGUGGGAUGCUCACAGUUCAACUCAGCUUAUUACAGAAGACAUCUUCCUUCAAGUCUUCCGCCAUUAAAAUCCAACAGAACAUUUUGCUGGAAAUCAAAAUUGGAUCAACUGAUGAAAGAAGAAGAGUUUGAGAAUAUAUCAGUUGAGAUAGUUGAUCAGAGAACCACCACACUUACAGCAAUCUUCCUUCCUUCUAUCAACACCUCCUCUUCUCACCUGUACGAGUCCCUUGAGCCACCCACUGAAAGCUUGCUGUCAACGCCUGAAAAUAUUUGCCCUUCUUACGAUGAAAUCAAGGUUUUACUUUGGAAGUCUAGAGGUGGAAUGGAAGAGAGCAAAAUAUAUCAUUCUAGUAUCUUGCAGUCGAUCCCUGGGAGCGCGAGACCCACAGCCGCCACUGUGAAUUCCUUUCUACAUAGGCAUUUACCAGAGCUGAGUAUAUCCCGACUGAUAAUCAAGGCUAGAAGUCGAAGUCGCGAUGCAUGCCUCUCAGAACAGCGUGCGGAGUGCUGGGAUGGACUAGGGUUCAGGUAA